Trypanosoma cruzi is the source of this 819-nucleotide messenger RNA. RefSeq lists its product as uncharacterized. Lineage: Eukaryota; Euglenozoa; Kinetoplastea; Trypanosomatida; Trypanosomatidae. The transcript has a single exon. Bases 1 to 819 code for a protein of 272 amino acids. The record is from RefSeq and is a predicted model, not a curated record. Gene Ontology annotation, cellular component: mRNA cleavage and polyadenylation specificity factor complex. Gene Ontology annotation, molecular function: mRNA binding.
AUGGCGUCUGCGCAUUCGACGAGCGUCUUCUUUACGAGUGUUCCUUUAUUUGUGGAGGCGCGCAGCCUUCGCAAGCAUUUUGAGAGCGUUGGCCACGUCACUGACUUUCGCCUUUUGGGUCCGACACCAGGAAGGGACUUUCGUUACGGCUUUGCCGAUUACUUGGAUUUUGCCAGUGCAGAGGAGGCCAUCAAACGCCUCGAUGGCACCUCAUUUGGCGAGCGCAAGAUGAAAGUCACUUCAGCGGCCAACUCACGGUCUAGGAAGCGUAAUCGUCAUUAUACACAUACAAAUGAGCCGCCGGUGCGUGGCGGAAUGGUAUUUCCACGCGGCUAUGUUGAUCCCUUACUGGGCCGCGAUGACACCAGUGUCCUGGAAUGCCUGCAGCGUAUGCCUGUCGCGGAUGCUUACGAGGCAGUAGAGCAACUCCGCGUCUUGGUGUUAGAACGGAAAGAUGAGGCGCGGAAGCUGCUUGAUAGUUGUCCAGCGCUCCGACUGGCUGUAGUGAUGAUUUUGCAGCAUGCAGGACGGCUGCCGUAUGGUCCACUUCCACUGGAUGCGGUUCGGCACACGGAGGCUCGUCCAGUGAGCGCGACGCCCACAGCUGUGGAGGAGGAAACAACGCAGAAGAAGGCUGAUCAUACGGAGGAAGAACGUGACGAGGUGAUUGAAAUUCUGACGAAGCUAAGUGAGGAGGACGUGGAGCGUAUUGUCACUAUGAGUGAUGAGGAUCUUGACCGCAUUCCUGACCUUGCACAGAGAGAGCAGAUUUCAGUGCUGCGGGCUCGUUUAUUGGAUAUGGCAGGCGACCUUGAAUGA